Molecule: messenger RNA, 2169 nt
Organism: Oppia nitens
Lineage: Eukaryota; Metazoa; Arthropoda; Arachnida; Sarcoptiformes; Oppiidae
Product: DEP domain-containing protein 1A-like
Exons: 8
Coding region: 7-2169 (720 amino acids)
Biological process (GO): intracellular signal transduction
Source: RefSeq, a predicted model, not a curated record
CCCGAUAUGUUUCGGGCAACAAAAGUGUGGAAUCAAGUGUUGCAUUCAUUUUAUAUCGGAAUCCAACUAAAGAAACACAGAAAACAUAUGAAAAGUCAUUACAACUGUUUUGUGGCCAACGAAGCCGUCAAUUGGAUACACAGUUAUCUCCAAAUGUGUUCACAUUUUGACGGACAACAGAUAACAAGAUAUCAAGCCAUCAAUUUGUUGAGAAAAUAUCUUCAGACCGGUGUCAUCGAGAAUGUGGACACACGUAAAGUUGGUGACGAGUUUCAGGACAACAAAGACUUGUAUCGAUUUACACGUGAGGCCAAUGAGAAUCUGCCGUUUAUAUCGAGCUCUAACCUGAAGCCGAUGUCCGCUGUCAUAGGCGGUGAUAGCUGUGAAGAUAAAAAGUCAGAUAAUUCAGUCAAAUAUGAUGAACAAUGUAUCACAAGAGCUAUUAAUGAGAUGUCAUUAACCGAAAGAUGUGAUGUCUUUAAGCAAAUAUUUUUUGAUCGAUUUUCGACUUUAUUACCAAAAGUCGAUGAUUUUAUUAGAAAAGAUGAAAUAAUUUCAUUGAAUUUAAUGCAUAAUAUGACCCGAAUUAGUCCUAACGGUGUGGUCAGACUCACAGAUAAGACUGAAGAUUUACCCCAUUGGGUGAUGUCAGCUAUGAAAUGUUUGGCUAAUUGGCCAAAAGCGUCGGGAAGUGACAGCUGUUUACCGAAAUAUCCGGGUUUUGAAAACGAUGUCUUUGCUGUUGUGAGAGACUAUUUUAUUAAUAUAGGAAUACCAUUAAUUCCCAAUCAAUUAUAUCCAUUAAUAAUUCAUAUAUACGACAAAUUCACAUUUAAAUCAAUUAUCCCAUCAAAUACCAUACAUAUGAAUAGCUUGAAUCUCAACAGAAAAUCAAUGUCUAAUCAGAUGCCAACACCUGUUCACUACACUUUGACCGCAAAACUCAAUAAGCAAAACACAUCGACACCAAUACUUGAAUCUCAAGCGCCCAAAACUACUGUAGAUUUGCCACCUAAUCAUAUCUAUGAAACGGUAUUCAUGGGUGAUAUACCGGUCACCAAAAUUGUAUCCAUUGAUGAACUAACGAAUCUUUUUGUGAACAAUCCACGGAUUCGAAGUCGAAGUUCAUUUCGUGAGAAUAGUUAUAGAAAUCAACCGAUGAAAUCAAAUGAUUGCACCAAUCGUUAUGUUGACGCCAUAACAACUAUACCCAGAAUACCGCGAAAGUUUAAUUGCUAUAAAAGUCCUAUCAGUGAAAGUAUUUACAAAACUAGAUACCAGUCGCCAAACUCAAGCGCCGGUAGUAAUGGUAGUCCAUUUGGUUAUUAUAAUUACGGCUUUGCAAUGCAAAGUCCCACCGAAGACGGCGAAUAUAUGGAAAACAAAAGCGUAUCGUCGCUGUCAACCAUUCAGAUGUCACCCGUUUCUCAAAGUGAUCCAAAAGACAACUUAAGCGCACAGUUCUCUAAGUCAUCAAAUAAUUCGCUACAAAAUACUGUAAUUAAUAAAAACGACGACAACAAUGAAGAAAAAUUGAUCGAAACAUUAAGAUUGUGUCUAUUGUUAAUGCCGUCAUCAAAUAGAAGACAUUUACAUCUAUUAUUACGAUUAAUGUCGAAGAUUAUCCAAAAUAAGGAAAUCAAGUUCUGUUUUAACGAAGAUAUUUCAGUCAAGGAUUAUAUAUUAAUGAUAUUUACCAGAAGUAUAUUAUGCGCCGACAAAGAGAGUAUUUAUGACGAAUUAAAAGCACAGAAAAUUGUUUGUCUUUUGCUCGACGAAUGUAAAGAACUUUUUAAAGUACCACAGAAUCUAAUGCAAGAAAUUAAUGAACUUCUUGUAAAUAAAGCUAAAGAGAAAUUAUUUAGUGAACAACAAGUUAAACAAUAUUGUCAGACAAUAACAAGUGAAGAGUUUGAACUACAGAGAGAUGUAAUGUCUGAGUAUGCGUUGGCCGACCUAUUGAAGAGUAUUAUGACUGAUGAACGACUUAGUGAUAGGGAUAAACUCAAAUGGAUUAAACAGUUUAAGUCAUAUCAUCCGGAUGUCUAUGACUUGUAUUUCACAAAUCAAAUAAAAGUAUCCAAAAGUGAAGAAUAUCUCAACAAAAGAUCCGAUAAAAAGAUGAAUCGAUUACAAAACAAAUCUAAUUUAUUAAAAAAAUAUUGUUGA